AUACACAUAUGUCGUCUAGUACCGAAUAGUUAUUUUCCUUCUUAACAAGACUCGAUGCCGUUUCGUCCACUUUUCCUUGAUUUUUGAACUCGAAAUCAGAACUUGAUUCUUUGCACUUGCGAUUUGCUUCCUCUCUCGAUUUCACCUUCUCUGAACCCCGGGACACCAGCAAAGCCCUAUUUCUAAACCUAUAUAUGGCUCAAUCCAGCGAUAAUGUUGUUGGAGUUGAUAAUACUUUUCGGAAAAAAUUCGAUAAAGAAGAGUAUUUGCAGCGUGCUCGUGAACGUGAAGAAAAGGAGACAGAGGGAAAGAAAUCCAAGUCAAGAGGACCUCCAAUACAAAGGAAGCCCUUGAAACAAAGGGAUUAUCAAGUCGACCUUGAAUCUCGCUUGGGAAAGACUCAGGUGGUUACUCCAAUUGCACCCCUUAGUCAGCAGGCUGGAUACUUUUGCCGAGUUUGUGAAUGUGUAGUAAAGGAUUCUGCAAACUACUUGGACCAUAUCAAUGGGAAGAAGCAUCAGCGAGCAUUGGGUAUGUCUAUGCGGGUAGAACGAGCCUCGCUAGAGCAGGUUCAACAACGAUUUGAAUCGCUCAAAAAGCGGAAAGAUACGGGGAGCUUCACUGUUCAAGAUUUUGAUGAGCGGCUGCUGAAACAACAGCAGGAAGAGGAAGAACGGAAAAGACAACGUCGAGAAAAGAAGAAAGAGAAAAAGAAAGAGAAGGCUGCAGAGGAUGAACCCGAAAUAGACCCUGAUGUUGCAGCUAUGAUGGGAUUUGGGGGUUUCGGGUCUUCGAAAAAAUGAUCCGUUUAGUCAUCUAUCUCAUGCUAGAGCAUAACUCGAUCUGCCUACUCUGCUGAGGCCAGUAAUUGUUUUUGAAAUCGUUCAAAGUGUAACAG
Nicotiana tabacum (common tobacco) is the source of this 898-nucleotide messenger RNA. RefSeq lists its product as uncharacterized. Gene Ontology annotation, biological process: mRNA splicing, via spliceosome. Gene Ontology annotation, cellular component: spliceosomal complex; U4/U6 x U5 tri-snRNP complex. Gene Ontology annotation, molecular function: zinc ion binding; nucleic acid binding. The record is from RefSeq and is a predicted model, not a curated record. NCBI's taxonomy places the organism in Eukaryota, Viridiplantae, Streptophyta, Magnoliopsida, Solanales, Solanaceae.